AGUCCCACCUUCAGUGGAUCCCAGAAGGCAGACCAAGCGGCGAUGUGCUGAAGUUCACUUUGCACUCAGAAAGCUGGAACUCGUCCUCCAUCCCUCCUGUCGGGUCGGGUCGUGUUGGGAGCGAAUGCUGCAGGAGUCCUUUGCAUGGAUCUGAAUCAGAGUUUUCUAAUCGGCAGUAUUUUCCAGGUGUCAUUCUGGGAUGUCCAGGCUAAUGGUCCAGGGGGGCUCAGCCCUGAAGCACAGAGACUACUCAAGCCCUACAGAUGGACACAUCCACGUGUAGAAACCUGCUCAGCUGCUUGAGUCAGAACUUCCCCCUCUUUGAUCGCCUAAUAUUAGACACUCGAUCCAUCAAAGAAUCGUCCAGCCUGUCCUCCUUGCAUUCAGGCGCUCAGUGUGCCAUGCGCUGCAGGGCGAGAGGUGGCAGGCAGGUAAUGGAUGAUGUUGGCCAUGGUGACCUGAAGUAAAUGGCUAUUCCUCAGCACAGAUCAGUGCCGGUGUCUACUGCUCGAUCCUCCUCCUCUCACCCCCCCUCUACCUUUCUGCUCUCCUUCCCCGUGGACUGCUGCCGCUCGCUGCCCGGUGCAGCCUCCCCCCUCCAACACCAUGGUAGGGGCUGGCUUGGGUGUGUGGAAGCUACUGCGAGGCGUUCGCCAGCUGGAGCUCCACCGCCUCAUCCUGGCGCUCAUCAUCUUCUGCGUGCUGUCUAUGGCCUUCCUCGCUUACUACGUCUCCAACAGCCCCAAAAUCAAAGAGGCCCCCCCCAUGCCCUUCAGUGACUGCGGGGGAGGGGGGGUGAUGUCGCUGGGAGCGAGCACCGCAGCCGCUGGAGGAGGGUCAGGAGCCCAGAGGGCACCUCUUCACCUCCCCCAACGGCAGGGCCGGCUGCGGCAGGUGAAGGCGGUGGACUACUCCAGGACGGAGCCUGUGGUUCUGGUGUUUGUGGAGAGCAUCUACUCCCAGCUGGGCCAGGAGAUCGUGGCCAUAUUAGAGUCCAGUCGCUUCCACUACCGGACAGAGAUCGCUCCGGGUAAAGGAGACAUGCCCACGUUGACUGAGCACAACCGUGGGCGCUACACGCUGAUCAUCUAUGAAAACGUGUUGAAAUAUGUCAAUCUGGACGCCUGGAAUCGCGACCUACUGGACAAGUACUGCACUGAGUAUGGAGUCGGCGUCAUUGGCUUUUUCAAAGCGAAUGAAAACUCUCUCCUCAGUGCACAGCUCAAAGGUUUCCCCCUCUUCCUACACUCACACCUGGGACUCAGGGACUACCGGAUAAACCCCAAUGCUCCUCUACUCUACAUCACCAAGCCCAACCAGGUGGAGCAGGGCUCUUUACCAGGGGAUGACUGGACCAUCUUCCAGUCAAACCACUCUACCUAUGAACCAGUUCUUCUGGCCAGCACCAAAUCCUCUGAGGCGCUGGCUCACGUUGGACCCAGCCCCUUGCGGGCCCUCCAUGCCACGGUGGUCCAGGACUUGGGGCUCCAUGAUGGCAUUCAAAGGGUUCUCUUUGGGAACAAUCUCAACUACUGGCUCCACAAGCUGGUGUUUGUUGACGCCAUCGCCUACCUGACCGGGAAGAGGCUGUGCUUGUCCUUGGACCGCCACCUCCUGGUGGAUGUGGAUGAUAUCUUCGUUGGCAAGGAGGGAACCCGGAUGAAGGUGUCUGAUGUGGAGGCAUUACUCAAUACUCAAAACAAGCUGAGAGCGCUGGUCCAUAAUUUCACCUUCAAUUUGGGAUUUUCUGGAAAGUUCUACCACACAGGUACUGAUGAAGAGGAUCUGGGAGACGACAUGCUGCUGCAGCACAGGAUGGACUUCUGGUGGUUCCCUCACAUGUGGAGCCACAUGCAGCCUCACCUCUUCCACAACGUCAGCGUCUUGGCAGAGCAGAUGAGGCUCAACAAGGUCUUCGCUCAGGAGCAUGGCAUCCCAACGGACAUGGGCUAUGCGGUAGCUCCGCACCACUCCGGUGUUUACCCGGUUCACAGCCAGCUGUACGAGGCCUGGAAGGCUGUGUGGGGCAUCAAGGUAACCAGCACCGAGGAGUACCCCCACCUGAGGCCCGCUCGCUACCGCCGGGGCUUCAUCCACAACGGGAUCCAGGUGUUGCCCAGGCAGACCUGUGGUCUGUUCACCCAUACAAUCUUCUAUAACGAAUACCCAGGAGGCUCCAAGGAGCUGGACAAGAGCAUCAGAGGGGGGGAGCUCUUCCUCACUGUCCUCCUGAACCCUAUCAGCAUCUUCAUGACACACCUGUCCAACUACGGCAACGACCGCCUGGGCCUGUACACCUUUGAGUCUCUGGUGAAGUUUGUCCAGUGUUGGACCAACCUCAGGCUGCAGACGUUGCCCCCCCUCCAGCUCGCCGAGAAGUACUUCCAGAUCUUCCCCGAGGAGAGGGACCCGCUCUGGCAGAACCCUUGUCACGACAAGAGACACAAAGAUAUCUGGUCUAAAGAAAAGACCUGCGACCGCCUCCCCAAAUUCCUUGUCAUUGGACCACAGAAAACCGGCACCACGGCGCUUCAUUCCUUCCUGAGCCUCCACCCAGCCGUCACCAGCUCCUUCCCCAGCCCCAGCACAUUUGAGGAGAUCCAGUUCUUCAGCGGAGCCAACUAUGAUAACGGGAUCGACUGGUACAUGGACUUCUUCCCAUUCCCUUCCAACGUCAGCACAGAUUUCACGUUUGAGAAGAGCGCAAACUACUUUGACACCGAGGCGGCGCCUAAAAGAGCUGCUGCCUUGCUCCCCAGAGCCAAAGUCCUGGCAGUGCUCAUCAACCCGUCGGACCGGGCCUACUCCUGGUACCAGCACCAGAAGGCCCACCAGGACCCUGCAGCCUUAAACAACACUUUCCAUGCAGUGGUGACAGCGGGCCCCUCUGGCCCCAGGGACCUGCUGGCCCUCCAGAGACGCUGCCUUCUCCCCGGGGCCUACGCGCCUCACCUGGAGCGCUGGCUGCAGCACUACCAGCCCAGCCAGCUGCACAUCGUGGAUGGAGCCCUGCUCAGGUCCAACCCCACUCAGGUGAUGGAGGGGAUCCAGAGAUUCCUCGGCGUCACUCCCAUCUUCAACUACACCCAGGCUCUAAUGUACGAUGACAGCAAAGGCUUCUGGUGUCAGCGGGUGGAAGGAGGUCGAGCCAAGUGUCUGGGGAAGAGUAAAGGCAGGAAGUACCCAGAAAUGAGUCCUGAGUCCCGGGCCGUCCUGGCCGAGCACUACCGCGAGCACAACAUGGACCUGCUGCGUCUGCUGAACCGGCUGGGCCACGCGCUGCCGUCCUGGCUCCGCCAGGAACUCCAGAGCACCAGCUGGAGCUGAGGCCACACCCCCACUCAUGCAGAAGGACAAACCCGCCACAGGAGAAGCCGGGACCGGAGUCUGGGUGAGCCUGCGUUUGGCUCUGGGUUAAACUGGACUAGCUGGACUAUCGGGGGCGGAGCUGAUGUCCCUCAGGGUCGCUCUGUUUGAGGAGGACACCAGCCGACUCGCCCUGUAACGCCGGAUCCGUUGCCAUCGUCCUGCCAGCACUGGGCAGCUCUCUGCCUCCGUCAGUGUGUGUGGAUCCAAAGGACUGGGUGACCAGCAGGUUUGGGGAAUAAAGAACGAUCAGUCGGCCUUAAAGUGUCUAACGUGGAGUCGGGAGGGGGACACACGUCUCCGAUGGGAGACAAAAUGUCCAACGGGCGGAAUAAGACUGUCCACAUGCUGCGCACACGCGUGUUCACUGACACACGGUAGAUGUGAAUAGCAGGUCUGGUCCAGGCUCAGCUCGUCACCGCGUCCUGUCAGCAGGUCGAUGCUUUUACCUCCAUCGCACAGGUCAUUAGUGUCGCUGCGCCGUCCUGCUGCUGACGCAGGACUGGAUUUUUAGUCUUCAUAUUUCGUGACCAGAACAUGAAAGUUGACGUCAACGCUCUGGAUGAACUAACGGCUGGUUUUGUUUUACUGGCUGCUGAGGCUCAUGGGUACUGUAGCGUGAGCAGCUGUUCAGCAGCACAAGUUAAAACUUUUGAUCCGGUUUAACUUUACAAAAGUUACAAACAUGAAAUAAAUGUUCCACAUUAGUCAGAGACAGCGGUUACCUUUUAAAUGGGUUUUUAGGGAUUUAGUGUUGCACUUUGUCUCCCAAGAGACGAGUCAAACCAACGAUGGCCGAGCUCCUCCAGCACCGCAGAGACCUCAUAGCUUUGACUCCAGACUCACCGUGAAUAACUAGCACGCGGGUUACACAGAGGGCACCUGGACCACGGGGAAGUACGACUUGGUCCUUGUUAUUUAUUUAGUCAUCAAGCUGAACGCGUUUUCACCAGUUUAAUAGUGAGAACUGGUUUGCAGCUGUACAGGGAUCCUGCCGUGAUGCGUCCUUGAGCCAUUCAAGCCCACCGUGGGACGAGCACCUCGGCCAGUAGCAGGAACAACACCUGUGAGAAAUCUUCUGGGAAAGCAGCACAGAAUGCUGAACACACACACACACACUUUAGUCUCCACCAGAGGACCAGGGGUCAGAACCAGUAUGGAGACCAAUCAGAAGCUGCUGUCUUGUUUGUUUUGUAUAAAUGUCAAAAAGACCCACCGUGUAUUAUCUCUAAUAAACGCAGGUUGGAAGCAA
Molecule: messenger RNA, 4618 nt
Organism: Gasterosteus aculeatus aculeatus (three-spined stickleback)
Lineage: Eukaryota; Metazoa; Chordata; Actinopteri; Perciformes; Gasterosteidae
Gene: ndst2a
Product: N-deacetylase/N-sulfotransferase (heparan glucosaminyl) 2a
Cellular component (GO): Golgi apparatus
Molecular function (GO): deacetylase activity; hydrolase activity; heparan sulfate N-sulfotransferase activity
Source: RefSeq, a predicted model, not a curated record